AUGAAAAACAUAUUAUUUAAAGAGAAAUCAAAAAAAAAACAACCUCCCGAAUUAAGAGGCACUCCUCGCUAUGAAAAUAUAAGACCCCCCUUACCGUCCCCUGGUAAUUCCUUUAGUAAUCCAGCUCAACAAAAUUAUCAACACCCAUUUUAUCCUGAUCAUUAUUCUUCGCAACCACAUACUCAACCGUCUUCAAUAACGACUCAUGAGAAUUACAGUAAUCCUCAUUCGAGAAAUUCCUCAGUAGAUUAUACUCCUUCACUUAGUCAUUCCAUUUUUAGUGAAACUUCGGGGUCAGCACGGAGUAUUGAUUCUGCUAGAACAUCUGCUGCUUUUCUGCCAGCUGAUAUACCGUUUAUAAGCGGAUAUCACAGAAAUGAUAAAAGCGAACCUCCUAGGCCUCCUGAUGAAGAGGUUGAACGUUUGUUCUUGCAAAUGAUGAGAAAAUUAGAUUUAGGAAAUCUCUCUGAGGCAAUGCUGGCCAUGCCAAUCGAAAAUAAAUGGACGUUGAUAAAAAAUAAUAUGAUAACAGAGAAAUCAAGUUCUGCUAAUCCGAAUUUCAAUCCUGUUAUAAACUCUGUUAAUCCAACUACUCCAGAAUAUUAUCUUAAAAAAAUAAUGGACGGUACUAUAACUAUUAAACUCAUGAACUCACUCAGUGUUUCUUUAAGGACAUCGCCCAUAACGUGGGUUCGGUCUUUCAUUGACGCCAAAGGCCUGGAGGUUCUUGCCAAUUACCUUAGCAGUAUUACAAAAAAACAUGCAAAGCUGGAAAAUGAUUUACAAAUGGAACACGAAAUUAUUAAAUGUUUAAAAUCACUGUUAAACAACAGAGUAAAAGCUCUGACGCAUCCAUCAUGCAUUCAUAGUAUCACAUUUUCACUUGUUUCCCCUCAAUUAAGCACCCGCAAGCUUGUGGCCGAAGUUCUUUCUUUCUUUUGUUAUUGUGAAAUUCCUACUGGUCAUACUCUUGUAUUAGAAGGAUUUGAUCAACAUCAGCGAUUUCUUAAUGAGCAUGGAAGAUUUGAUGCAUGGAUGAGAGUACUGGAAAAUACAAUUGAUGGGCGUGGACGAUAUGGAAGUUUAGUAGAUGCAAGCGAUGAAUUUAAAAAAGGGGGUGUGGGAAUGGAUAGUUCGUUGAUGGAAUAUGUUUUAGCGAAUAUGAUUCUAGUAAAUUCAAUAAUUGGUGUAUGUGAUGACGUUGAAAUUCGAGUACAUCUGAGAAACCAGCUACACGCAUGUGGAUUAUCGCGUAUAAUUGAGAAAAUGAAAGCAUUUAAUCAUGAGCUUAUUAAUCGUCAAAUAAGCAAGUUUGAACGUGAAAGUGAAUUGGAUUAUGAAGAAGUCUUGGAUUAUUAUAAUCAUCGAAUUUUUCAAGACAUGACAUAUCCUUUAUUAUCUAUUAUUCUUUGUAUACUUGCUUCAGUGCAAGGGACACGUGCAUAUGAUUUUUUCCUGUCGGCUAUGCAACAUAUGUUACUUAUUCGUGAUGUUGGUGAAGCUAGAACGAAAUAUUUCCAGCUUAUUGAUUCCUUGGUCACUCAGGUUGUUCUUGAUCGUCAUGGGCUUGACCAAGAUUGGAGUCAGUCUGUGGGUCUCACCGUUUCACAGGUCCUUGCUAAAAUGGCUGAUCAAGAUAAACUUAACGAUGCCCUUGAAGAAGCAGAGAAAGCUAAUGCUGCGUUAGCAAAAGCCUUACGUGAGAAAGAAGAGUUAAUGUUAAAAGAGGAAAUGUCUUCUGAGUCAGGCGGUGAAUUAAAGAAUAAAAUAGAUUCACUUGAAGAGCUUUUACGCAUCUCUCGACACACCAUUAAAACACUCCAACAACGAAACUCCGAUUUAGAAGCCAAUUAUCGCGAAAAACUCGCUGAUCUAAAUGUUCAACUUCGAGAACUUGAAGCGAUAAUAAAGGAACAACAAGGCCUUGGAGCUGAUUCCGCUGCUGUAGAUCGAUCUGAACUUAUUAAAAAACUAGAAAGAAUGCAGAAAAUACGCGAAACGGAAAGAAUAUUGGAAGGGGAUCGAAAAGUUUGGACACCACCUUCAGUUGGAGAUUUCAAGAUGCCAGAUGCAAAUGAGUAUAUUGACAAUCUGAGUCGUCAGAAUGCAUCAACACAAUCUAAUAGCCAGGAUGUGUCUUCGGGCUAUCCUGGACAUGAGCAGGGUCCACACCAACCUGAUGAUAAAUCCUUUGUUGGUGGAUUCAGAAUUCCUGAACCUUCCCAAUUGAAUGCUGAUGUUUUAAACGAACUUAAACAACGUUAUGAUGGUAUAUCAGCUAGCGAAAAUUCAAAUGAACAAUCUCAACAUCCUCCUACAUCAAUUUCACAAACUUCACCUACUCCUGAAAUUACGUCUAAAAUACCAUCUCAACCUAGUUUGCCUAAACCUGACUUGACAAUUUCGCAGGCAGAAACUGAUUUGAAAACCACAAAAGUGGAAGAUUUAUCGGCUCAAGGUGCCGGAGGUCCUCCACCACCUCCAGGAAAGGCUGGAGGUCCACCCGCGCCACCAUCUGGAGGUUUUCGAUUACAGGCAAAUACAAAUAAUCGUAAAGAAGUCCCAUACAUGACCAUGAAGAAACUUAAGCAAGUUCAAUGGGACAAGAUUAAUUUCUUGUCUAUUAAUAAAACGUUUUGGGGACAAGGAAACUUGGAUGAUGAAGAGCUAAUUAAUUUACUUGGAGGAGAGUCUGACGUUUUUAAUAACAUUGAAGAAUUAUUUGCUGCUUAUGAAGCUAAAGAGAGGAAAAAGGCUGAAAAGAAAGAAGAAAUUAGUGUUCUUGAUCCAAAGAGAGCUUAUAAUAUUAACUUGGCUCUCGGACGUCAUAAACAUCUAACAUUUGAAGAAAUACAUCGGAAGAUAGUCGAGUUUGAUGAGUACUUCUGUAAUGAGAAUUUGCUUGCCCAAUUAAGGUUAUAUAUUCCAACACCUGAGGAGCGUGGUAAAUUGUCAGUGUAUAAAGAUGGCCCUGAAGAUAUGCUCGAAAAUUUGGCUCGUGCUGAUCGAUUCUUUGUCGAGGUGAUGAAGAUUCAUCGAUAUGAACAACGCCUUAAGUUUAUGUAUUUCUACGUUACUUUUGAUGAAAAAUUCAAUGAUUUGGAACAUAGUAUCGUAUCAAUAUCGAAAGCGUCCAUAGCGCUUAAAGAAUCAAAGAAUUUUAAAGAAUUAUUAAGUUUUAUUUUGUUAAUCGGAAAUUAUAUGAAUGGAUCUGGUAACAAAGGAGGUGCUUAUGGAUUUAAGAUUCAAAGUAUCAAUAAGCUUGUGGAUACCAAGACUGCGAAAAGUUCAUCAAUUACUUUAUUACACUUUUUGGCCGAUACAAUUGAAACGAAAGUACCUGAUACGGUGGGUUUUAUUGAUGAUCUAAUGGAAUGUGGGUCUGCUUGUAGAGUAUCACAACAAGAAAUGACAAACGAGUAUCGACAAAUGGGAACGACGUUAAAUGAUUUAGCAAUUGAAUUACAAAAGAACUUUGGAGAUGAUAUUGAAUUAGAAGAAUAUGACAAAUUCCCUGGAAUAAUGAAAGAGUUUGUUGUAAAAUCAAAAAAAAAGUUUGAAAAUUUACAGAUGGAAUAUACUGAGAUGGAAGUUGCAUAUAAGGAUGUUGUAGCAUACUUCGGAGAAGAUCCUAAAAACACUAAACCUGAUGAAUUUUUCGGAAUAUUUAAGACUUUUAUCACUAGCUUUGAGCGGGCAAGGGCCGAUAAUAAAGCAAUAAAAGAACGCGAAUUAGCUGCUAAAAAACGAAAAGAGGAAAUGGAGCAGCGAAAGAAAUUGGCUAAUAAUAAGCAUAGUUCAGGGGUGCAAGGAGUGCAAAUGAUAGUUCAAUCAAGUCCAACAGACGAUAAGCAUUUAAUGGACAACUUACUGGAAACAUUACGUGAUGGCAGAGAUUUAGAAACUCGAUCAAAAAGGAGAGGAAGAGGUGGCAAAGAAGGGGGAGAUCUAAGAGUUUCUAGGAGCAUGAGUAUCGCAAUUAGAGCUGAAGAUAUACUAAAAAGAUUGAAAGAGGAUUCUGCUCUACAGCCGUUGCCAGAAAUGCCAAAAGAAAUUGUUGCAGAAUAA
Messenger RNA from Dentiscutata heterogama, 4068 nucleotides. The record is from the annotation of a GenBank genome assembly. NCBI's taxonomy places the organism in Eukaryota, Fungi, Glomeromycota, Glomeromycetes, Diversisporales, Gigasporaceae.